Ylistrum balloti is the source of this 1369-nucleotide messenger RNA. Its product is annotated as ribonuclease P/MRP protein subunit POP5-like. The transcript has 5 exons. Bases 77 to 568 code for a protein of 163 amino acids. NCBI's taxonomy places the organism in Eukaryota, Metazoa, Mollusca, Bivalvia, Pectinida, Pectinidae. Gene Ontology annotation, cellular component: ribonuclease P complex. Gene Ontology annotation, biological process: tRNA 5'-leader removal. Gene Ontology annotation, molecular function: ribonuclease P RNA binding. The record is from RefSeq and is a predicted model, not a curated record.
GUAAACACACUGAAAGGCAUAGGUACACGUGGGUAAAUUUUGUAGGCGUGUAUUUUUACGACUAUCCCAUUUAGAAAUGGUCAGGUUCAAAAACAGAUAUUUAGUUUGUGAAGUUGUGUAUACAGGAUCAAGGAAGAAAACCUCAACAUUUACAGAGUUAGAAUUGUAUAAAUGUAUCCGUGAUUCUGUGAUCAAGUCAUAUGGAGAUUAUGGCUAUGGUGUGCUCAAGUCCUCACUGUCAUUGAAGCACUGGAACAAAGCUUCAAACAUUGUCCUGAUCCGGGCCAAGAGAGGUUCUCAUGCUAUGGUACAGUCAGCCAUUACAUUUGUGAGAAAAAUCUGCUCCACCGAUGCAUGCUUCAACACACUUCACAUCGGAGGAACCAUUAGAUCCUGUUACAAGUUCCUGGUGCAUCAUCAUCAACGACAGUUACCCAGCUUACUGCAGGAGUGUCAGACAGAAAAGGAAAGAAGUGCUGUAAGGACAGCCAUUCUCAGCUCUAACAGUGCAUUGAAACAUCAAAUUGAAGGUUCGGAAAUUCACAAGAAACAGAAAGAGAAAACUUGAAAGCAGGCUUAGCUGUAGCAGUGUGUAAAUGGAUAUCCAAAAGUACAGCUGCCACACACUGUCACAUUCCUGGAAUUCUCUCUCAUUUCAUUGCUUGAUAUAUCAGUGGAGAUAUAUGAAGGAAUCAGUGUGACUCCUGAACUGAUUUAUCUUGUAUCAUGGAUCAGAUACCGAAGUUUAACUCUGAUAAUGGUGGAUAAAGUGUUUAGAACAUACACAUGUUUUUGUGGAAACAACUUAUAAGGUUCUUACAGCUUUUAUCUGUUAUGUUUAUACUGACUGUUACAGUGCAUAGGUGCUAAUAUCUUUUGAUAGCAUGAAAAUUCAUCUGAAAAGCAACCUCAAGUAUGGUUUUUCAGCAACGAGACUUUCAAUCCAGAACACAAUCCCCAACGACUGUAUUGAAAAAGGGAUGGUCUGCUGUGUUGAACCAAGGAUUCUGAUUGUUGUCUGGACACAGAAAAGUGACAUUACCAUACCUGAAUGCAGAAAGCAGUCAUCCAGCAGGCUUAAUUGAGGUGAACAAGGCACUAUUCCAGCUUUGUUUUGCUUUUUUGCAUCAUGUUUGAAAUAUAUUAGUCCAAUGAUAAGUUGUCAAUUUUCAUGUUGUUAGUUUUUAUUUCCUUUACAUAUCAUGUUAACAUUUGAUACAGAAAAUGAUUAAAACAUUAUAUAAACCUGUAUUGACCGAUAAUACUAAAGGAUUAAAGCAUUUAUAUGGAUAUAUGAGUGUAAAUAUAAAACAAUCUUUGUAAGGUAAUUAAUUGUGUAUAAAAAGGUCUUGAAUGGUUUUUUAUUAAA